Molecule: messenger RNA, 1347 nt
Organism: Prinia subflava (tawny-flanked prinia)
Lineage: Eukaryota; Metazoa; Chordata; Aves; Passeriformes; Cisticolidae
Product: protein FAM169B-like
Exons: 9
Coding region: 16-1185 (389 amino acids)
Source: RefSeq, a predicted model, not a curated record
ACUAAAAUCUCGUGUAUGGAACAGGCAGAAUUUUACUCAGACUGUGUAAGAUGUCGACUCUACUUGGUUGACACAAUAGCAGGAGAUCCAGAGGUUCUGCAAGCAGAUGCUGAAACAUACUAUGAAAAACUCGUGAAGAAGUCCUUGUCCACUCCUGAUGUUUUUUCUGUCCCUGGAGGAGGAGAGGUUAAACUUGAAGAUUCCUGUGUGUGUUUUGUCCCUCUCUACCGAAAUAACCCUACUUGCAAACUGUUGCUGUUAACUGAUCCAAAGGAUAAAGAGACAGUUUUGGCAGUUUAUUUGAGCCAGCGUUGGUGGCCUGUGGAAGAUGUCGUGAAGACGGCUGAUCCUGCUAGAGAUGGGCUCGUUUUGGUCCAGACAUUUGGAGAAAGGAUUGUCCUCUUUGUUCUGAACUGCAUUAUUUUUGGAAUGCUGGAAGGCAGUUCAGCUAAUGAUGCAUUCUUUCUACCUCACUCUGCCACCGAGCGUGCCAAGAUACUCUGGAGAAACGGCGAGGCUGCUGCCUUUUACUCGGUCAAGAUGAAAGGGAGCCUGUGUGAUGGUACAACCAGUCAGUGUUACCUGCUGCCAGUUUUGGAUACUAUAUUUGUCCGGAGAAAGUGCAGAAGAGGUGGCCUUGGGAUGAAAAUGUUGCAUGAUUUCUGUCAGUCUUUCCUGGCUGAGGAUGCCUUGGGGAUCAGCUGCCCUAUUUCUGCUGCCAUGUAUCAAGUGUGCCAGAAAUUCCUGCAGGCUCAUCCUGAGGAGCAGAAGCGACUGUGGGAAGUGGAAGCACCAGGAGAUUGGAGCCAGCGAGUGAAUAUCUGGUUAAAAAUUCAGAUGGAGUCAUCCCCUUCAGGAAGGCAAAAUAUUCCCCCAAUUUCUCCAGAGGCUGAAGUGGGCUCUUGUGUGGAGAAGACUCCAAGCACCAAACCCAGACAAUCAGAUAUGGAACAGAUGAAUAAGGGUGUUGACUGCUUUCCUGGCGUUGAGCAAGAGGCAGGAGAUGCCAUGGAGAAAAAAGAUGACAAAACAGCAGCAGGGACUCUAAACUCACAAGGUUCUGAAGAGGAGGACUUGGAACAAGGUGCAGGCAAUGCUCAGGAACAUAAAGGACUCAGGAAAAGAGCAGGUCCUGGGGACUUAGCUGGAGACAAGGCCACCAAACAAUUUAAAACUACACCAUAAUUGCUGUUUCAGAAAUCAGCAAAAUUCAGUAUGAUUUUAAAAAUUGUAAUUGACUCUUCUUAAUUUGUAACAGUGGAGAAAUUUCUUCAGGUAUGAUGAAAAUUUUUGCAGCACACCUUGUUCAUUUUAUGUUUUGUUUUAAAUAAAGCUUUUGUUUAGUAA